Pundamilia nyererei is the source of this 763-nucleotide messenger RNA. Its product is annotated as hematopoietic lineage cell-specific protein-like. Gene Ontology annotation, biological process: cell migration; regulation of actin filament polymerization. Bases 37 to 441 code for a protein of 134 amino acids. The transcript is spliced from 3 exons. The record is from RefSeq and is a predicted model, not a curated record. NCBI's taxonomy places the organism in Eukaryota, Metazoa, Chordata, Actinopteri, Cichliformes, Cichlidae. Gene Ontology annotation, molecular function: actin filament binding. Gene Ontology annotation, cellular component: plasma membrane; actin filament; cortical actin cytoskeleton.
CUGAAACGGGUUCCUUUCUAAUGAUCCUCACCUGUGAUGCUUAACUACAAAUCAUCUAACUCCACUUUUCAGGAGGAACCAGAAUACGAGGAGCCCCCGGCCUUGCCACCACGCUUGGACGAUUUUGAGGAACCAGGCGCCCCUCCUCUGCCUGAAAGGUCAAUAGAUGUGGAUGAUGAUGAUGGAGAGUAUGAAGACAUCGGUCAUCCCCCUCCUCUUCCUCCUCAGCGUAAAGCUGACGAGAACGACUAUGAAGACCUGACAUGUGGCCAGAAGGCAAUAGCGAUUUAUGACUAUAUUGGAGAGGCCGAUGACGAGAUCUCCUUCAAUCCAGACGACAUAAUCUACAACAUAGAGAUGAUUGACGAGGGCUGGUGGAAGGGACAGUGUCACGGACGUACCGGUCUGUUCCCGGCCGCUUACGUUCAGCUGAUCGAGUGAGCAACACGCUCCCAAAGUCUAUUUUUGCACAAGCUUCACUUAAACAAACUUCAAUAUUGUUGAACAGGAGGAGGAAUUUGUAUUUAACAAUCAAAUCAGAGCAAAUUUUUAAAAUCAGUUGAUUUGUGUAAUAUUUCGCUUUGAAUGUGCCGACUGAAAAAGCAUCAGGCCAAACUUGAUCAGGAGCAAACGUGUACACCUCUGCAAGGAACUGAUGGUAUAUGACCUUAUUCUUCAUUUCUUUCACUGGAUUUUUAUUUUACCAAUGUAAUCACAGUUAUGACCAGAAAUGGCUCUGCUAUUCUAAUAAAAGCUUCCUGGU